CUCCGAUCCGCGCAGGAGAUGAGCGUUAUUCGAUAGGCCAUCGACAACGCCAAAGCAAGAACCUUUCUUCCUUCUCCUCCCCCCCCCCAAAGGAUCAACCCCUUUCCCAUUUCCAUCUCAAAUCAUUCAUCUUCGAGCAACAUCACGGAAUCUUCAGUAUAACCCACCCUGAGGGGAAAGGGAGAGAGCCCGCAUUCGCCAUACCCUUUGCAAGCAACUUGUUGGGUACUCCUCUCCCCGUUCGAUUCAUCCGAGAAGAAAGGAACGGAGAGGGAGUUCGUCGGACAAGCUUUCAGGGGAACCCCCCAUUUCUUUCUUCUGCACUGGUUCUUGGGGUGGGGAAGGAGGAGAUUGAUUUACUGAUUGAUCGUAUUAGAUCCCAUGUCAGCGGAGGACUUCAUCAAAUCGGUGGAUGAUGGGAUCCGCCUCUCGAAGCGGCUCUACUUUGGGAAAGACCGGGCGGUGGCCCCGCCCAAGACCCCGCCACCCAUGGAGAGGUCGCUGCAGUCUUACCUGCCCUCCUCUCCGAUGGUCUAUGCCGUCAUCCCCGACCCGUCCAUCGUGGAUAACCCCGACAUCCCGAGCUACCAGCCCCAUGUCUACGGGCGGUCCGAUCCCCCUGCCCUGAUCCCCCUUCAGAUGAACAGCGUCGAGCUUAAGGCCGACUGCUACCUGGACACCGCCUUCGUAUCUGUCUCUGGGACGUGGCGGGUGCACUGUGUCAUGGGCAGCAAGUCCUGCGAUUGCCGUAUCGCGGUCCCUAUGGGCGAGCAGGGUUCAAUUCUAGGUGUUGAAGUGACUAUCUCCAGGAAGUCAUACUGCACGCAAUUCAUACCCAUUGAAGAGAAGAAGGAUAUCGACAAGGCAGCUCGAGUAGAGGAUGGGGGCUUUCUCAAAGCUCACAUAUUUACCUUAAAAGUCCCUCAGGUAGAUGGGGGUUCUAAUAUUUCGAUCAAGAUUUGCUGGUCUCAGAAGUUGCUAUUUAGUGAUGGUCAGUAUACUUUGAAUGUGCCAUUUACCUUUCCCGAAUAUGUUAUCCCUGCUGGGAAGAAACUCUCCAAAAAAGAAAGGAUAGAGGUGAACGUGGAUGCUGGAACAGAAAGCGAAGUUUUGUGCAAGACAACGAGCCAUCCUUUGAAGGAAUUGAGGCGGAAAGUGGGAAAUUUGGGAUUCUUAUAUGAAGCAGAAGUUCUUUCAUGGUCUAAUGCCGAUCUUAACUUCUCAUAUACCGUCUCUUCAAGUCAUAUAAUUGGCAAUGUGCUCGUGCAAUCUCCAUCAUUGUAUGAUGUUGAUCAAAGAGAAAUGUUUUGUCUUUACCUUCUCCCUGGAAACCAAAAGAGUAGCAAGUUGCUUAGAAAGGAUGUCGUAUUUGUUGUUGAUAUAAGUGGCAGUAUGAAGGGAAAGCUACUGGAGGACACAAAGAAUGCUCUAUCUGCAUCUCUCCAUAAGCUUGGGCCUGAAGAUUCAUUUGCGAUAAUAGCUUUUAAUUCUGAGGUUUACCAGUCGUCGAUGUCCUUGGAAUUGGCUACUCCUGAAGCAAUUGAUAGGGCUACCCAGUGGAUAGAGAUAAACUUUGUCCCAGGGGAUGGUACAAAUAUCUUGAAUCCUCUAAACAAGGCAGUAGAGAUGCUAUCAGAUUGUCGCGGUUCUGUUCCAAUUAUCUUCCUGAUCACAGAUGGGACUGUGGAAGAUGAGCGACAUAUUUGCGAUGUGAUGAAAAGUAAAGUAUUGAAUGGAAGAUCAACACAUCCCCAAAUAUUCACUUUUGGCAUAGGUACAUUCUGUAAUCAUCAUUUCCUUAGGAUGCUUGCAACUAUAGGCAGGGGCCAAUACGAUGCUGCAUAUGAUGUAGAUAUGAUUGAUCUUCGAAUGGAAGCACUUUUUUCGAGAGCGGCAUCAACGAUUCUUACAGAUAUUGCCAUUGAGCCACUGGAGGAUCUAGAGAUUGAGAUGUACCCUUCUCGUAUCCCUGAUCUAUCAUCGGCGUUCCCUUUGACUGUGUUCGGCAGAUACAAUGGUCGUUUGCCUGAUCAGCUUAAAGUCACUGGCACUUUAGCAGAUUCAAGUACUCAUGUGAUAGAUUUGCAUAUUCACAAGGCAAAGGACAUUCCUCUCGACAAGGUAUGUGCGAAGCCACAGAUCGAUCAGCUCACAGCUCAGUCAUGGUUAUCAGAAGAUAAGUUGCUUGAAGAGAAGGUCACAAAGCUUAGCAUGCAAAACAGUGUUGCUUCAGAGUUUACCCGUAUGAUCCUGCAAGAGACCAAUGAAGGAACGAAAGCCACAGAAACAUCUGGAUCAGAGAAGGACCCCAAAGGAGCACAGAAGAAGACCAUCGUCCUCAGAAACCUUUGCGUUGGGUUCGGAAACUUACAGGCGACCAAUGAGAACGUACCGCCCGGGGCAGAACAAGUGAAGCUGCCCGAGGCAGCAGAGAUCUUAGUGAAGGCGGCUUCUAACUGCUGCGGGAAAAUCUUCACCCACUGCUGCUGCAUGUGCUGCAUACAGUGCUGCUCCCGACUUAAUGACCAGUUCGUGAUUGUUCUGACUCAGCUCUGCAGCGCUCUCGCUUGCUUAGGGUGCUUUGAGUGUUGCACUCAGAUCUGCUGUGGAGGGCACGAUGGAUAACAAAAGUUAAAACUUCGAUCCCUCUUUUCUCCUGAUUUUCAAUCUGUGACCGAGCGGGGGUGCAUAAUUGACGAGGUAUAGUUUGAAGUGUAAGAUAUUUCGGUUGUUCCACAUGUAUAACUUUAUAAAAAUGUGCAGUUACAAACGAUACGGGAGCUUUUCUGAGCAGUUUGGAGAGACUCUUGGUUGGUUGCAAAGGUAAGAUGUGGCUUUUGUACAAAGUUGGUGCGGAAUAGAUGGGAUGUUUCUGUAACUCUUUUGGUUUAAGUUAUCUCAUCUCUCAUUUGUAAGGUCAUGAUUGGUACUCGAGAACUAGAACAGAGAAAAAGUUAUUUGCAUGCAACAUAACAGUUCUAUUUCCAUA
Messenger RNA from Punica granatum (pomegranate), 2989 nucleotides. The record is from RefSeq and is a predicted model, not a curated record. NCBI's taxonomy places the organism in Eukaryota, Viridiplantae, Streptophyta, Magnoliopsida, Myrtales, Lythraceae.